This is a messenger RNA of Geodia barretti, 3370 nucleotides long. The record is from the annotation of a GenBank genome assembly. NCBI's taxonomy places the organism in Eukaryota, Metazoa, Porifera, Demospongiae, Tetractinellida, Geodiidae.
GUCUUCUUUCGUCCCAGUGAGUAUAGCUCAGCAAUCAAGACAUGGCGGACGUCAAACCAGGAAGGAGGAGUCCUCAUAGUCCCAGACGAGGGAAGAGAUACUCCAAACAUGUGCCACUGAGCAGAAGGAAGAGUCCUGAAAGCUCCAGGAGCAGGAGAGGAAAGAGAAGUGUUCCUCUCACUCUCUCCAAUGUGAUGAGAGAAGUGAGGGAGGUGGGGAAUUGGUGGGGGGAGAGGGGACUGGGAUACUAUCUCUACAUACCACCGUCAAAGAGAGAGGAGAUUAGACAGAAGUUCCCAGAUGAGAUGGAGCAGAAGAAACAGCUGAUUUCUCACUGGAUUAACACCGACCCACUGGCAAGCAGGAGGAGACUCAUUUGGGCACUAGAUCAAAUAGAAGAAACCAAAAUGGCUGACUCCAUAAGAUCCUAUGCUGAACCUCUCACUGAUGACAGUCUCACUCCACACACACUGCUACCUGCUGUGUCCUCUGUGGGACAGUUCUGGAGGAGAGAUGUUGAUGAGUGGGGGCUGCUGGAGGUGCUUGAUGUCCCCUACUCAGUGAUGGAUGAUAUCAGGGCCAGUCCAUCACACCCAACUGAAGAGGAGAAAAGAAUUGCAGGUCUACAGUACUACCUCCAGACCCUACCUGGUGCAUCAUGGGAGGAUAUAGCUGGAGUAUUAUGGUUUAUGGAGGAGCACACAGCCCUGGAGGAAGUCAGACAACAUCUACCACCUACAUAUGAUCCCAGCCUCACUCCCUCCAACAUGAGAGCAGCACUGGACACACUGCCAGCUAACAAGUGGGAGGGGUUUGGUCGAGGACUGGAUGUCCCACGGUCCAAGUUGGACCAGAUCAGGUCUCAGUUCACUAGUGACGAGGGAAGGAUAGAUGAGGUCAUCAGAAUAUAUCACACCCAACAUCCCCACCCAACAUGGGAACUGGUCUCAGAUGCUCUCUACAGGUGUGGUGGUGGAUAUGAUGAUCAGCAGUUCCACAAUGUUCUUGACAGACUCCAGUCCAUGUUCCCCACUGGUCGCAACAAGGCCAAGAAGAUCUAUGAAGAGGAGAUGAAACGUGGAAUCACAGAACGACUCAUCACCAAAAGUGACAAUGGUGGGUACUGCAGGCAGCGGGAAGUCAACGUCCCUAGAGACACUGACUGGCGAGGAGCCACUGGCAGAGGGAGAACGAGAGAGCACACCACUCCUGAAGAGACCCGUCCAAACCGAGGUGGUCUUUGUGGAAGGGAAGGAGGUGAGGUGGAGGAAGAAGACGGCAGACGAGAAGAAGCAAUACAUUGCCCGCAUCCUGAGAGCCCGUGCCCAGAAACUAGGCCAGCCAGCCAGCCAGCCACCAACUGUAGUCAGAGAGAAACACAACUCCCCCAAAGCAGCAGAGUCAGCAUCCUCUCCCCAUAAAUCCUCACCAGCAGCCACAGAAGAAACCAAAGCCUCAGCCACUGCCUCCAGUACGGCAGCCACGGCCAGUGGUGACCAGUCGUCUGACACGGCCCCAGAGGUGACGGUGGAAUCCCUGCUGGAGUCAUCCGAGGUGGAGGAGGAGUUCAUAUCCCUCAUCAACGUCCCCAGCGACUCCCUGGAGACCGUCUUCACUGAAACAUGUGUGUACAUCGUGGACAGCGGAGGCCAGCCCGAGUUUGUGGAUGCCAUGACGGUGUUCCUGGGGCAGACGUCGGCCUGCAUUCUGGUCAUCGAUCUCUCCCAGCCACUGGACCACCGCCCAAACAUCGGCUACUACCGAAGGGGAAGAGCCGUGUCCAAGCCCUACCGGUCCACCCGGACAAAUGAAGAGAACCUGAAGCUGAGCAUGCGGACCAUGCACACGUUUGUCUCCAAAACGAAGGGAGAUCCCCUCAAGCUGCUCUUCCUUGGCACCCAUCGAGACAAGCUGCACAAGUGUCUCUCAGAAACGGUGGGAGACAAGAACAAACGAUUGAAAAAAGCUGAUUCCAAAGAAGUUUGCCAGUCAGGUGAUCUGGGCCACCACCGAGAAGUUGAUCUUUGAGAUGAACGCUCUGAAACCAGACCAUCUGGACAAGAAGACGGCAGAGCGGAUCCGACGCUACGUCUUGGAGCAGUGCCGGCCCAUCAAGGUGAAGCUGCCCGUGCGGUGGCUGGCAUUUGAAGAGAAGCUGAGGAGCAUCGCGGAGAGACUGGGGAGGAUGGUGAUGAGUCGGCAGGAGUGCUUGAAGGUGGCAGAGUCACUGGGGCUGGCGGAGAACUCUUUCGACGUUGCCUUGGACCACUUCCACGAAGUGAGCCUCAUGUUCUAUUUCCGCACCAUCCUCCCAAAAACCGUGUUCGUCGACCCACAAGUGUUGCUGGACAAGGUCUCGGAGCUGGUGGAGUUCAUGUUUGAGCUGCGAGAGCCGGAAGAGGAAGACGAAUCCUCUGACGACACAAAACCAGAAGAGAAACACACACCAGAUGUUGGGGAGAAGACAACCGAACCACUCGAGACGCCAUCAAAUGCCAGCAAUGCUUCUGAGCCAGCGUCAGAUUCUACCAGUGAAUCAUCAGAAGUGCCGUCAGCUGCAGGAGAAGAGUCGUCAGAGACAUCGUCAGACUCUGCAGCAUCGACACCCGAGGAUCCCUCUCCAGAGAAGGAACUGUCGUCAGGUGAAGCAGAAGACGUGGAUCUCUUGCCACCCAGCUGGCAGGAGUUCAUGAAGUUUGGUCGAAUCACAAAGAAGUUUUUGGAAGACCGGAGGUUCAGCAGCCACUACAAGGAAGGGGUCUUCAGCUGUGACGAUCUGAUCCACCUGCUGGAGGAGCUGCUGGUGUUUGCCAGGCUGUGGAACGAGGAGGGUCCAGAGACCUGGUUCAUGCCGAGCGUCCUCCGACACAUCUCUGCCAGCGACAUGGACAAGAGGUGCUCGUCAGCCGGAGCCCUAGUGGUGGACUUCCCCGACGGUGGUCCCCAGAGUGGCGUCUUCUGCUCCCUCAUGUCCCACGUCCUCUCUCCUGAAAACCACAGCCCCUACUCCUGGAAGCUGCAUCUCUCGUCGCAGGAGCCUUCGUGUCUGUAUCGCGACUGCAUCCAGUUCGAGGUCCCCAAGUAUCCCGGGUCGGUGACCUUCGUUGACCGCUACGAGUACUUCGAGGUUCACGUGUUCACCUCAAAGACGUGGGAGAAGGAGCUGUGGGGGCACGUGAGAAAGGCUGUCUUUGGUGGGAUCGAGACCGUGGACGAGACUCUGGGCUACUCCGACAACAAGCCACGGCCGGCAAUCGUGUGUCCGAGACCCCACACAGACAGACCACACCCAGCCUACAUCCAGGGCAAGGAGUGGAUCUGCACCAGCAACAGUGAAAUGUAUGGAGAUCUGACCACCAAAUAUCUCUUG